Messenger RNA from Anopheles cruzii, 4473 nucleotides. RefSeq names its product transcription factor cwo (gene cwo). Gene Ontology annotation, molecular function: RNA polymerase II cis-regulatory region sequence-specific DNA binding; DNA-binding transcription factor activity, RNA polymerase II-specific; protein dimerization activity. The transcript has 4 exons. Gene Ontology annotation, biological process: regulation of transcription by RNA polymerase II; regulation of neurogenesis; anterior/posterior pattern specification. NCBI's taxonomy places the organism in Eukaryota, Metazoa, Arthropoda, Insecta, Diptera, Culicidae. The coding region runs from base 797 to 2680 and encodes 627 amino acids. The record is from RefSeq and is a predicted model, not a curated record. Gene Ontology annotation, cellular component: nucleus.
UUUCGUUCCCCGUGUACCCUCAACAACGGAUUUGAUGUGUAAGGUGGCAGCGACCGGCCACAAUUCGCUUCUGCACGGCAACCACAAGCGCGUCCGUUCGUUUUUCCGCAAACCCCGCUACACCCACUUCUGCUCCGUCUGGCACAUCAUAGAGGGACGGUCAGCAGGUACCAGCAGGAAAGCAGCCCCCGAUCGCAGCAGACCCCGAUCGACCGCGAAGGCAACAACCGCACCCCGGAAACAACAGGCGCACCAACAACGAACUGAACGUUUGCACCAACACCAGCAGCACCGCCCGCAGUGUCAGUGGGUUGGUUAGGCCGUUCGUGUUCCGCCGCCACACGGUAGAAAAAAGAAAUAAACAAUCCCAUCCACCCCGGAACGUGCCACGGAAGCGCGUAAAUCUUCCCAACGAUCAGCCUGUGUUCUGGCUGGCUGGCGAUCGCGACAUCGAAGUCGUUGGUGUCCAUUGGUACCGUUGGAAGUGCCAGUGCCGUUUUGCGGAAAAGUGCGGUCCAACAUCGGGGCGUUUCGGAGCAUGGGCUCGGUGUCCACAGUUCCAACCAGUGCAUUGGUUGCGUGAGCUUCACAGGGAAUUAGCUCCGUGGAAAGGCCCCCGUGGUCCCCUAGUUCGUGUCCGGAACAUCUCGCUCUAGCGUCGCGAUUCGCGAUUUGUGCGCUGUGACAAAAACCGAAGCGCCGACCAAAGUCGAGCAAACCCGUUCCGUGAUCGUUCUUCCUACCGGGCUGUCUGUCUGUGUUCGUAGCAGAUCUGCGUGCAGAUCAGAGCCACACAAUGGACGCAUAUUGGGAAGCAGCAAACGGGCAUGCACAGCAUUCCUUAAAAUACGAAAGUGAGGCUCCGGUGCAGCCUGGCUACACGUACUGCGGAGAGCCGGGAUUAAAUUUCUCCACCAACAGUACCAACUACAGUGAAGAUGAUGCCGACUUCGCACCCGGAAGGCGAGGCAAAACAUCACGGGUAAGGCACACUCAUCCCGCAGGCUUUACAAAAUCAAUCCAACAAGACCCACUGUCACACCGGAUCAUAGAGAAGCGCCGCCGCGAUCGAAUGAACUCCUGCCUGGCGGACCUUUCGCGGCUCAUUCCUCAGCAGUACAUGCGCAAAGGUCGGGGCCGCGUCGAGAAGACGGAGAUCAUCGAAAUGGCGAUACGGCAUUUGAAGAACCUGCAGAACCAGGAGUGUGGCCGAGAGUCGUCCUGCGCAGAGCAGUACCGUUUGGGGUACAACGAAUGUUUGACGGAGGCCGCCAAGUUUAUGUUGCGUGAGCGAGGCGAGGAACUGUGUUUCCGAAUGGUAGCCCACUUGAAAGAGCACUGCAAUGAUAUAAUGAAGGGCGAACUGUUGAAGUCCCGUUGUGGGUCAGAGCUAGCGAACGGUGGCAGCCCUAUAUAUCUGGCAGGGGCUCAAAUCGGUCACAUGCGCGAAAUGAUGUCGUGCCCGUCGGACAUUGAGCACAGCAGCAACGACCAUCAUGAUGUGAAGGAUCUAAGCUUCCGUAGUGCAACCAGCAGUAGCACAAGCAGCAACCACCACAAUCCUGCACAGGCGCCGGUCAUCACUUCUACCGCACCGAUCGUACAGCAUCACGAUACAUCGAGCAAUCACUCAACGCAGGAUUAUGAUGCGCCAUCGCCACCACGAAUUUGCGGCGCUGCGGGGCUGCAGCAGGACACAAAUAACAACCUGAACCAACAUGAGAGCGUUCUGCGUACGAUCCGCAUGCGCAAGUUCUCGGAGCACGCCUCACCCGAACACGAGCACAGCCACAACAGCUACAAGUUCAAGAACUACAUCCAACAGCGCUUUUCACAGGAUACGCACGAGAACGGCGCUCACACGAUGGACAUUGAUCGCAGUCCGAUGUCCGUGCACGAAGAUCAUCAUCAUCAUCCAAGUUCGUUGCGUGCCUCCCCGCUGACCAACGGUAGCACCGGAAGCCUUUCUGGUGUCGAUUCCAAAUCGUCAACCAGCACGAGCGUCAAGUCGCCCCCAGCACUAGCGUCUUCCUCGGACGAGCCGCUGUCCCUGAAGCGGAAGCUACCUGGAGUCUGCACGGAAGCCGCCAUCGCGUCGAUCUCAGCUCUGGGGAGCUCCCUGGAAAACCCCAACAACCAUCUCCAGCAUCACUCACAGCAGCAGCAGCAAACUAUUACUACUUCCGAUGGUGUGCCGUUGGAGAAGAAAGCGGCCAGCAGUAAGAACGGCCUAACCAUUGUGGCAUCGUCUUCCGUAGCGCCCCUGCCAACGGCGGAAAUCAAGCACGAACUGCUGGCAGGUACAACGAAUGUGUUAGCCGCAGGAAAUCCUACCGUUGCUUCGGCUCCGACACAACAGCACCAUCACCAUAAUAAUAGUAGCCAUCAUCAUCAUCACAGUUCCUACCAUCCGGUACCGAUCUUUGCCUGUCACACGCAAGGCUUCUAUAUUCCGCUGAACGUAGACUACGAAUCGCUGCUACCGUAUCUAAACGGAAUUGACCUGUUGAGUAAAAGUUUCCUGCAACUGCCGCCUCUACAUCCCAUUAGCAUCAGCGUAAACUACAGUCCAAUCGCACCUACCGGCACCGGUGGCAGUAACUUGGUGGUUAAAGCCACCAUCAACGGGUUGGCCACCAAUAAGUCCAAACUCGUCGAGGGUCUCAUCAGUGGAUGUUAGACGAAGCGAUCGUAAUGAGCAAAGCAAGUACGGCACGAAAAGUAUCAUACCCUGUUGACAUCUACUCAAGCGGAAUGCAUUUUUCUUUUUCUUCGUCGAUGUCUUUGUGACCGUUGUAUCAACUUGAAAAGAGUUUGUUUCGUCGGGAAAUAGUUUUUAUGUAACUAAAUAGCGGCAGAGCGCAAUUUGCAGUGGUGGGGCUUAAUCAACAACGGUGGUCAAGGGUACUAGAUGUCAGCGGAUCAGCCGUAUGGUUAGCCCACGUGGAUGUGGAACCAGCCAUACAGACAUUAUGAUAAAGAAGUAAAUCACAAUCAACGGAUGCCAACGAUCUUUUUAGUCAAUCCAUUGAUCUUUAGCUAAAACAAACAGCACAGUGCUGUAGUAGCUACAUAAAUAACAAAACUGAAGUUGCACAUAAGAAUCUAGCCCAUUGUAGGUUCGCUGAAAUUAUGAAAAGAGAUCCCUCGACGCAACCCAGUUCGGUGUGUAAUGUGUAUAUUUAAACUCAGGUAAACCUUUCCUUAUUUCCGAGCGUGCGCAUAGAUCGAUCAGUCUUUCCGUGGCCCCCUAUGUUGUUGUUACUGGUUACAGGAACAAAACAAAAAAUAGCAAGACAACUAAUAGAAACUAUAGAAGGACUUCAAUGACGGCUUAAGCUAAGCGCUAUCCGAGGGUAUGAAGGAACCCUGAAAGUCAUUCUUCCUAGCUUCUUUUCGGCAAACUCUGCGUCGGCAGAAGAGAAGCUAGCUUUGUAAUACACAAAUUCUCGCAGUAACUAUCGCCAUAACAACAACGUGAAAGAUCGAAACGAGCUAAACGGAAAGCGCCACAAGUACUGGACCGAUGAGUCAUUACUGUUAAGCGACGAGUGCUCGAUAUUCCAAUUUGUCGCCACGUGAGUCGCCAUUACUCAAACCGGAAGUUCUUUACUAAGGGAUACUAGUUUCGUGUUUCCUGCGUUCAAUUUCAACAGCUCAUAUUUUUUGUUUUAAUUUUGUCAUCAUUUACUUUCUUGUAACUAGAAUAAAAAAACUGUGAUACUGUGAAAAAUGUUAGGACAUUGUAUAGUGAAGCCUAAAGAAAAGUUGAGGUGAAACACGUAAAAAGCUACAGAAUGGUGGCCGAAAGAACUAGGCCACGAACAAUAAUGGAAAAUGGAAUGCGUUAUUGUCAGAGAGGAAUAAACAGAAUAGGAACAUGCUUUAACAAUGCAUUUGAUGCCACACCUGAUGAAAAGAAGACCGUUGAGAUAAAAGUGAUAGAAAAAAGUGGACCGACAAAGCACGCAUGAAACAGGACAAACUGCUUACUAUAAUUCCGGACGGACCACAGUAACAAUGUUGGCACUAUAUGUGCUAACGAAGAAUGAUGCGUAAGUGGAACGAUCGGAGCGAAGAGUUUCUUCCUUACCGCCAUCGUGAUAGAAAAUGCGAUUUGUAACUCCAUGUCCAUUUCGUCGCACGGCGCAUGAAGAUAUGCAAAGAAUGUGGGCUUAGCAAAGCAACAACCCUCUUUCAGAAACAGUAGAUAAUUUGUACUGAGGGUGAGACUUUUUUACUUCACCGCCUUUUUAUAUACAUAUUAUUGUGAACCACACAAGUAUCCUGACAGACCACCAUACUGAUGAAUGCAAACGAAAACUAUAAUGUGUCCAUUCAUUUGUCCAAAAAUUGGGCAAAACGUAAGUCCGCUUAAUGAAUAAAUAAAGAAGAGAUAAACCAAUAUCCAUAUACAUCUACGGUUAACAAAAUGUAGAACAAUAUGUGAAGCUGUGUAAAACAACUACUAAA